Corticium candelabrum is the source of this 3717-nucleotide messenger RNA. RefSeq lists its product as uncharacterized. The coding region runs from base 1 to 3357 and encodes 1118 amino acids. The record is from RefSeq and is a predicted model, not a curated record. The transcript has a single exon. Lineage: Eukaryota; Metazoa; Porifera; Homoscleromorpha; Homosclerophorida; Plakinidae.
AUGAGAGAGUCUCAGGUCAUCUCAUCUCAAGGCCAAGGGGUCAAUACGUCUCUGAUAUACUGUGAUGGCCAGCCGGCGUCACAGUACAACGGCAAGCCAUUGGUAAAUACGAUUUCGUGUGCUGGAUUUCCUAAUGCUAUUUAUGUCAAAGUCAUUCAACCUGUUGUUGGUCCACCAUCUUAUCAGUAUUUUGAUCGCCAAGGCAGACGCGUCGGUGCAAGCAAAAUCUUGGAAAACGAGAGCGUGACCGUUACAGAAUCUACAGAAUAUGACAAGUUUGGUAAAACCUCGGCCACAUCGUUUCCACACACAGCAGCAGAAUCUGUGAUAACACUGAACUAUGGGAAAGAUGAAUAUGGACGAGUUGUCAGUGUGACGAACUCUCUUUUUCCUAGCCGGAAGCUCAACAUCCAACAUUCUGGCUCUAACAUAACGUUUAUAGAUCCUCUCGGAAGAAAGCAGAAACAUGUAACAAACGCUGCAGAUUUAGUGGUAGAGGUAGUCGGUGAGAUGCAAGAUCAACUUCGUUAUUGGUACGAUCCUGACGGUAAUCUCUUGGGUGUUCAAGGCAACAUCAACAAUGACAAAGUCGGCUGGCUUCUUCGUGUCUCCUACGACGAAGGUGGACACAAGCGAUCUCUUCUUCACCCCGACAAGGGACUGUAUCGUUACGGGCACGACAGCAGGGGACGUCUAGUUUGGCAAACGGAUUCGAAUAGAAACAACGUGACUUUCGAAUGGGAUGAACGCAGCAGGGCUGUGGCAGCCCAUAGCGUGGAAGGCAGUCACUACUACGAAUAUAGCAAACAAUUCCCCGACAACGUUGUGGCAGAAUACUCCAUCGACAGUUCUUUCCAAUAUCGAUUUGACUACACGUAUGAUUCAAGGGGAUUGCUUAUUCAAGGUGACAAAACCUUCCGAUUGCUGGGAAUAGAUUCUCCAACUGAAUCUGCGAAUAGAUGUUGGUACAAUUCAACGUUCAAAUACGAAUAUGAUCCUACUGAUAGACUGACUCGUAUUGUCUAUCCAACCGGUUUUUUUGUCACGCUGAUUUAUGAUGAUAACAAUCGCGUCACAAAAAUAGUCGACAUGAUGGGAAGAGUUCAGUGGCAAGCACUUGAAUUCAAUUCGAAUGGUCAAGUAACUAAAGAGCAAAGAGGAAAUGGUUUAUUGACGGAGUAUGGUUACGAUGCGCUGUCUCACAGUCUACUUUCUAUGCGUACUUACGGGAAUGGACUGACCGUGCAGGAUGUGAGAUAUACACUAAACGACGCGGAGAACGUCAUUAAACGGGAAGACAGUACGAAGGGUUUGCAGGAGAGUUUUGAAUACGAUAAGCUGAACAGAAUUACUAGAGCAACAGUACUAGGCUCCGACGCACCGUUUUCGCAAGAAUUUCGAUACGACGACAACAGCAAUUUGGUCUACAAGAGUGAUGUCGGAGAGUUUAAGUAUCAUUCGGACCAUCCACAUGCAGUCAAACAAGUCAGACAAAGUAGCAAUGCUUCUUCAUUAUUGUACGAGUUUGAGUACGACGCCAAUGGAAAUCGAGUUUCUGGUAACGGAACGUACAUCAGCUAUAAUUCGAUGAACAAACCAGUAAACAUAACGCGUGGUCCAUUCACUACCAUAUUUGACUACACGUUGACAGGCAAACUGAUGGUUCGUCGAGACAUGGUGUGGUUGUAUCUUCCACAAGAAGGUAACUCGUCUAACAUCACUCUGCACACGUACCGCACCACCGUAUAUGUCGACGAUCUCUACCACGAGGAGACGACACGCGAUCCGGUCCUGAAACCCUCUACUGUACAGAAACAUUACAUCGAAACGUACGCGGUGAUGGUGAGGGUCAUCAACGGCACCGUAAAAGUAGUGAACGAUUCUCAUGGUAACGUUACAGAUAUUCAAGGAGGAUACGAUCAAUUGUAUGUGACAUAUCCGUACACUGAUAUCAAAGGGUCUCUGUCUCUUGUUACCGAUGAGUCUGGUAAUACGUUGCAAGAAUACAGUUUUGAUGUUUGCGGAUCUCCCAGAUCUCCUCUCACUUGGCGGCCGCUGAGACGGCGAGACGAGACAACUCGAGCUUCGGAGUUUUUGUCUCUCGAUGAAGCAGAGAAUCUGUUGUCUCGAUACCAGCACACAGAACAGCAAGGCUACGACGGACAUGAGCAGCUAAUGGACAUCGGUGGUGAUCUCGUUCACAUGGGUGGCCGGUUGUAUGACAGCACUCACUGCACGUUUGCUACACCAGAUCCAACCAACGACGAUUCCUACAGUCUGGUCGGAUACAAUUCGUACGCCUACGGACGGUUUAACGCUCUGAGUGGUUCCGAUCCCAGUGGCUACGGAAUUUUCUCUUUCAUAGGACAUAUGUUUAGCAGCAUUUUUCACUUCAUCGCUCACAUUGUUGAAGACAUCGUCCACUUUAUAGUUCAUAUCGUCGACGACAUCGUGAGCAUAUUGCGCAAAUUUCCAAUUCUCGAUAAAUUGAUUACACUCGCCAUCGACGCGUUUGCCGACUUGACGGGCAAUGUGUGGAUCGAGUUCGUUUGGAAUGUCAUCAACGACAGAAUUCGAGGAGAGAGUUGGGGCGACAGCCUCAAAGACGGCAUCAUCAAUUUGGCCACAAGCGCUCUCGGAUCUAUAGCAAAGGAUGCGACAGGCGUCGAGAAAUAUCUCGUCGAUGCUGCCAAGGGCGGGCUACAGGCUCUCAGCCACGGAGGUAACGUUUUCAAGGGAAUGCUAAUGGGAGUUGCUGGCGACGUUGCUCACGACGUGGCGGGUUUGAUCGAUAAGGGGCCGUCCAACUACUUCACUCUCUCGUACAACAAUGUCCCGUAUCUAAAGUUCGACCUCAACGAAUUGGCCAAGAAAGCGAUCGAAGGUGCCAUCGACUCGGCAGCGAGAGAUGCCAUUAAUGGCGACUUCGGUGAUAUACUGAAAGACACGUUCCAAGGGGCUUGGAAUGGAUUCAAGAACGACUUCGUGCAGCAGUGGGACAAACAGAAGAAAGAAUUUGAACACAACGUGUUGUCUAAACUUAAAAAAUGGGUUACCAAGAAGAUUCCGCUCAUUACCAAGGUGGAGAAAGACUUGGAAAAGGUGAAGAAGUUCUUCGGGGGUGCCAAGAAAGCCAAGCACGAUGCUCAGGCGACGACCGAUGCUCGGACGGACGUGGACAGAACGACUCUAACUUUUGCCAGACAUUUCACGUUGGGUUUCAACAGUCACACGCAUGCAAUAUACUUUCAGGCAAAGGCGAGUGCCGAUUUUUUCUACCUGCACAAGACCCAACUGAUGUCUUUGCAGAUAAAAGUUCACGCCGAGGCUAGUGAAACAUGGAAGUGGCAACUCUGAGACAUACAUGUGGGUACAUCUAGCUGAGAUGUACGCUUUUCAUUACUCCAAAAUGUCAGUGUGUGUGCGUGCGUGUGUGUGUGUGUGUGUGUGUGUGUGUGUGUGUGUGUGUGUGUGUGUGUGUGUGUGUGUGUGUGUGUGUGUGUGUGUGUGUGUGUGUGUGUGUGUGUGUGUGUGUGUGUGUGUGCGUGCGUUUGCUCGAAUGCAAUUUGUUUUACCUUACAACAAAUUUUCAUGAUAAAAACAGACUGCUAAUCAUAUAUACGACUGGUUAGAUUGACUUUGUUAGAGUGGUUAUGGCGAGCCACUAUCUAAAGUACAGUGUACUGACAAAAAUUCGAGUACAUUUGUUGGAACUUG